AUAUAUCAAAAUUGCUACACAUUCAACACUUGUUUAUUUUAGGUUACAAUGGCUACGAUUGAGAGUGGCGCGUGCUACCUACCCCUAGCUUUGGUAGACAAAUGCCUAGGGACGAAGGUUUGGAUUAUUAUGAAGGGUGAAAAAGAGAUUACCGGUGUCUUACGCGGAUUCGACGACUACAUGAAUGUGGUGUUAGAUGAUGUUACUGAAUACACAUUCAAGCCAACAGGUGUUGAAACCACUGAGCUGAAGGAUGCCUUAGUGAACGGCACAAAUAUCGCAAUGAUUGUUCCAGGUGACAAAACAGCAUGAUAAACUGUUUUUAUUCAUUCAGGGAACUUAUUGGAUGAGAAGGUGGUAUAUUUACCACACUGUCGACGUCAUUUGAUAAACCCAUUCAACCUAAUGUCAAUGUAAUCGC
This is a messenger RNA of Babesia bovis T2Bo, 421 nucleotides long. Its product is annotated as putative snRNP Sm-like protein. The record is from RefSeq and is a predicted model, not a curated record. Bases 49 to 312 code for a protein of 87 amino acids. Gene Ontology annotation, cellular component: Lsm1-7-Pat1 complex; U6 snRNP; U4/U6 x U5 tri-snRNP complex. Gene Ontology annotation, biological process: mRNA splicing, via spliceosome. NCBI's taxonomy places the organism in Eukaryota, Apicomplexa, Aconoidasida, Piroplasmida, Babesiidae. The transcript is spliced from 2 exons. Gene Ontology annotation, molecular function: RNA binding.